Culicoides brevitarsis is the source of this 2255-nucleotide messenger RNA. Its product is annotated as lateral signaling target protein 2 homolog. Bases 94 to 2085 code for a protein of 663 amino acids. Gene Ontology annotation, cellular component: early endosome membrane. Lineage: Eukaryota; Metazoa; Arthropoda; Insecta; Diptera; Ceratopogonidae. Gene Ontology annotation, molecular function: metal ion binding. The transcript is spliced from 5 exons. The record is from RefSeq and is a predicted model, not a curated record.
AUUCAGUUCCAGAAACGAUUUGCAAAAUAAAAACAAUAAAGAAAAAUAUUUUUAAAAUACUACUUAGCGCACGACAGGCUAAAGUAGUAAACUAUGGACGCGAUAAAAAGAAAAAUUGACGGAUGGCUGAACAAACCAAAGCCAAAUGACCAAUCACUUUUUGCGAGAUUCUAUUAUGCUGACAAAAAUUUGACAUAUGUGGCGAACGAAUUAGAUAGUUUUGAUGGAAGAGCUGAGCCCGAGAGAUGCAGCAGACUAGUAGGGAAAUUACGUCAGGGUCAAGACAAAGUACUGGGUAUUAUCAAUCAAAUUAUGGAUGAAUUACUUGAGGAAGAAAGUCGAGCAUGUCGUGCAUAUCGUGCGAAAUUUCCAGAGGAAGUCCUACAAGAGAGUUUAGCAGGACAGUUGUGGUUUGGAGCAGAAUGCUUAGCAGCAGGAUCAUCGAUUUUAAAUAAAGAAUUAGAAAGUUCUACAAUGAGACCACUUGCAAAAGCUGUUUCAAAAAGCUUAGACAGCAUUCGAAAUCAGUUGAGAGAACAGUGCCUUCGUAACAACUCUUCUAGUUCGUCUAAAAUCAAUUUAGAUGCAAACGAAUCAUCAACAGAGAUCCUUUUGGAAAGUCUUAAAAUAUUUGAUCGUGUUUUUGCAGAGUUUGAAUUCCUUUACGUAAGCGCAAUGGUACAAGUUAAAACGAAGGAAGAGCUUGAGACACAAGAUUUGAUUUGCGUCCUAUUCUCAGAAACUCUUCAAAGAGCCCUUUCAGUGGGACUGCUUACACAAGAACAAGUUGAUUCUUAUGAUCCAGCGCUAAUGUUCUCCGUUCCACGUUUAGCUAUUUUAGCAGGCUUACUGUAUUAUGAAGACGGUCCACUCAAUAUAGAGAAAUCUGUCAAUCAAAUGUCGGAGAUGUUUAAACCAUUCAGGAAACUCUUGAUUAAACUCCGUGAGCUUCUUUUGAGUCUCUCAAAAUCAGACUUGCAUCAACUAGAAAUAUUGCUUUGCACUAAUGAGCAAAUGCCCGAUGACCAACUUGGAAUGCCUCAAGUUCAAGAACAGAAUUUCGAAUAUGAGUUCAAAGAUAAAUCAAAAACAAACAACUACUACAAUGAAACAAUAUUCAAACUAGCAGAUUUCAAAACUGCUGAUAUGCCAAAUACUGCUGAUGAAGACACAGAAAGUAUUGUUGGUUUUUUGGUAUCAAAUACCAAUCUAGGAAAUUUAUUAAACUUGGAUGAUGAACUUUUAUGCAACACCUCUCAAAAUUGUGCAGAUACUUCCGAUUCUGGUUUCAAUACAGGAAACACCAGUGUAGACCACAGUCCCGAAAAUGAAUCAUUUUACUCCAUGGAGAAAGAUGAGAAAAACAAAAGUCAUAGUGCAGGCUGUGAAAACUCAGACUACGUGUGUUCUGAGUUAAAAACACCUAUACAAAAAGGUUCUCAAAAUCCAUUUACUGACACACUUAUACAUAGAUUAUUUGUUUGUAUUGCUGGAGUUGCUGACCAACUUCAAACAAAUUUUGCAGCUGAUUUAAGACGAAUACUAAGAAUUGUUUUUACAAUAAACGUAGACAGUAACAAUGGAAUUGAAUUAAAAGCUAGUGAUAACCAAGAGACUUUUGAGGCAAUGAGUGAUGACAUUUCUAUCGGUUUAGUUAAUGCUUUAAAUGAAACGGAUGACUAUUCUUUGCAACAUGUUCCAAAUGAUAUCAGUUUUGUAAACUCAUCGUCAUCACAAUUAUCCCACUCUCAAGCAAAUCAAACAGACAUUCCACAACAAUGCAAUAGCAACACACAGAUGAAUAGUCAUGCAUCAAGAUUACAAGAGCAACAACAACAGCCACAAAGUCAUGAAUCGAUACUACAAGCUCCAAAGUGGAUUGCCGACAAUGAUGCCCCUGUCUGCAUGAAUUGUGCACUUCCUUUUCAUUCGUUUUUUAGACGUCGACAUCACUGUCGAAAUUGUGGAGGGGUGUUUUGCAAUAUAUGUUCUAGCUUAUGUACCCCAUUGCCAAAGUAUGGGCUCUACAAAGCUGUACGCGUGUGUAAAGAUUGUUUCACUAGUGAAUCAAAGAGCUCAAAAUAAUUAUUUUCUAAUAAAAUUUGUUUUACAUUGUGUAGGAACAUAGCAUAUAGUAUAUAAUAAAAUAGUAUUAGGUCUACUCUGUAUUUUUUCAAAUACGAGCUAGAACGCCCGGAAAUGGUAUACAGCUUCGUAUUAUCAUACUAAUAAAAAGUAUAACUCGGUUUUUAAAA